Messenger RNA from Gastrolobium bilobum, 3424 nucleotides. Its product is annotated as probable LRR receptor-like serine/threonine-protein kinase At1g74360. Gene Ontology annotation, biological process: protein phosphorylation. The record is from RefSeq and is a predicted model, not a curated record. Gene Ontology annotation, molecular function: protein kinase activity; protein binding; ATP binding. Bases 60 to 3383 code for a protein of 1107 amino acids. NCBI's taxonomy places the organism in Eukaryota, Viridiplantae, Streptophyta, Magnoliopsida, Fabales, Fabaceae. The transcript has 2 exons.
ACAGUUUUGAACCCUUUAAAGAUUCACUCUUGUUUUAUUCUUGAAGAACCAUCACGUACAUGAGUUUUUCUCAAAGAAGAACAACAAUCAGCACAAGAGAAGGAUCAUUGAUGUCAGAGCAGGAAACCUAUUCAUGGGGCUUCCUGGUAUUCUGUUUCUUGAUCCUUUUCUCAGGUAAAUUUGUUGCUGGGGAUUCAUUGGACACGGACAAACAAGUUCUACUGAAGCUGAAAUCAUACUUGGAAAAUCAAACUCUUGCAAAUAGAGGAGGAUAUAUAAACUGGAAUAAGAAUAGUUCAAAUCCUUGUGAAUGGUCAGGAAUCUCUUGCAGCCUCUUCAAUGGGACAACAUGGAGGGUUGUGAGUAUAGACCUCUCUGCCAGUGACAUAGCUGGUGAGAUGUUCCAGAACUUUUCUCAGCUCACUGAGCUCACACACCUUGAUAUCUCUUGGAACACACUCUCUGGGGUGAUUCCUGUGGACUUGAGGAGGUGCAAGAAGCUUGUGUAUCUCAAUCUCUCUCAUAAUAUUCUUGAGGGGGAGCUGAAUUUGACUGGCUUGACACGCUUGCAAACACUGGACUUGUCUGUUAAUAGAAUUUAUGGGGAACUUGGGUUGAAUUUCCCUGCCAUUUGUGAUAGUUUAGUUACUUUGAAUGUUUCAGAUAAUUUCUUCACUGGUGGGAUUGAUAGAUGCUUUGAUCAGUGCUUGAGAUUGCAGUACUUGGAUUUAAGCACAAACAAUGUAAGUGGGGGCUUGUGGAUUGGAUUUGCCAGGCUGAGAGAGUUUUCAGUUUCUGAAAACCAUCUCAGUGGGGUUGUUCCUUCCCAAGCUUUUUCAGGGAAUUGUAGCCUUGAAAAAUUGGAUCUUUCUGUAAAUGGGUUUGUUGGUAAGGCCCCCAGUGAGAUUGCUAGCUGCAAGAAUUUAGUGAUUCUUAAUCUUUCUAGCAACAAUUUUACUGGAGAUAUUCCCAGAGAAAUAGGAUCAAUUUCAGGUCUUCAAUCAUUGUUCUUGCAGAACAAUCGUUUUUCAAGAGAUAUUCCUGACACACUUUUGAACUUGACCGAUUUGUUUAUCUUGGAUGUGAGCAGAAACAGAUUUGGUGGGGAGAUACAGGAGAUUUUUGGGAAAUUCAAGCAACUGAAGUUUCUUCUGUUGAACUCAAAUUCUUAUACUGGAGGAUUGAAUACAUCAGGCAUUCUUACAUUGACAGACCUUUACAGGUUGGACAUAAGCUUCAAUAAUUUUUCAGGUCCAUUACCUUCAGAAAUCUCUCAAAUGUCUGGUCUUAAGUUCUUAACAUUAACCUACAACCAGUUCACUGGACCUAUUCCAUCUGAAUUGGGAAAAUUGACUAGCCUACACGCACUUGAUCUUGCCUUCAAUAGUUUCAGUGGACCAAUCCCACCAAGCCUUGGAAACUUGAGUUCUCUCUUGUGGUUAAUGCUUGCAGAUAAUGCAUUAACAGGUCAAAUCCCACCAGAGUUGGGAAACUGCACAAGCUUGUUAUGGUUGAACCUUGCAAACAACAGAUUGUCUGGAAAUUUACCUUCUGAGUUAACAAAAAUUGGAAGAAAUGCCAUGGCCACAUUUGAAUCAAAUCGUAAGAGUCUUGGUCAAGUUGUUGCUGGCAAUAGUGAAUGCUUAUCAAUGAGGAGAUGGAUACCUGCUAAUUACCCUCCAUUCAGCUUUGUGUAUACCAUCCUAACAAGGAAGAAUUGUAGAGCUCUUUGGGACAGAUUGCUCAAAGGAUAUGGUAUUUUCCCCAUGUGCACAUAUGGGUCUUCUUCUAUAUCAUCCCACAUAUCAGGAUAUGUUCAGCUAAGUGGGAACCAGCUCAGUGGUGAAAUUCCUCCAGAAAUUGGAACCAUGCUCAACUUUAGUAUGUUUCAUUUGGGGGAUAACAAAUUCUUUGGGAAAUUCCCUCCAGAGAUUGGAAAUUUGACUCUUGUAGUCUUGAACAUGACAAGAAACAAAUUUUCAGGUGAAAUUCCAACUGAAAUUGGCAACUUGAAGUGUCUGCAGGAUCUGGAUUUGUCUUGGAACAAUUUCUCUGGGACAUUUCCUACAAGUUUGGUCAACUUGGAUGGGCUUAGCAGGUUCAACAUCUCAUACAAUCCCUUCAUAUCUGGUGUAGUCCCACCAUCCGGGCACUUACUUACUUUUGACAGAGACUCAUAUUUGGGUGACCCCCUCUUGAACCUCCCAAAGUUCUUUUAUAACAGUCCAGAUGGAACAAAUAGGACCUAUCACAAAGACCUGAAAGAGUCCACAAAAUGGUCACUAUUUUUGGCUAUAACACUGGCUAUCUUGGUCUUUGGAUUUCUUUCGCUUAUAGUCUAUUUCUUGGUGAAGAGUCCAUCUGUGGAAUCAGGAUUCCACUUGAGGGAUAGAAAACAGGUGCAUCAUUCAGACAGCUCCGGAUCCUCAACAUGGUUAUCUGAUACUGUUAAGAUAUUCCACUUGAACAAGACAGUUUUCACACAUGCUGACAUAUUGGAAGCAACCGGCAACUUCAGAGAGGAAAGAGUCAUAGGAAAAGGUGGCUUUGGGACAGUGUAUAGGGGAGUGUUCCCAGAUGGGAGAGAAGUGGCAGUGAAGAAGCUCCAAAGGGAAGGCAUGGAAGGUGAAAAAGAAUUCAGAACUGAAAUGAAGGUUCUGAGUGGUCAUGGAUUUGGCUGGCCUCAUCCAAACCUUGUCACACUCUAUGGUUGGUGCUUACAUGGUUCACAGAAGAUACUGGUUUAUGAGUACAUAGGAGGUGGAAGCUUGGAGGAUCUUGUGACUGAUAGAACAAAAUUGACAUGGAGGAGGCGCCUAGAGGUGGCAAUUGAUGUGGCAAGGGCACUAGUCUAUUUACACCAUGAAUGCUACCCUUCAAUAGUGCAUAGAGAUGUUAAGGCUAGUAAUGUGUUGCUAGACAAUGAUGGGAAGGCCAAAGUCACAGACUUUGGACUUGCUAGAGUUGUUGAUGCUGGAGAUAGUCAUGUGAGCACAAUAGUGGCUGGCACAGUGGGGUAUGUUGCACCAGAAUAUGGACAAACAUGGAAAGCAACAACAAAAGGUGAUGUAUAUAGUUUUGGGGUGUUGGCUAUGGAGUUAGCAACAGGAAGAAGAGCAGUUGAUGGAGGAGAAGAGUGUUUGGUUGAAUGUGUUAAGCGUGUCAUGGAUUCUGGAAGACAUGGUUUAAGUCACUUUGUGCCAGUUUUCUUGGUGGACUAUGGGGUAGUUGAGGGUGCAAAUAAGAUGGGUGAGUUGCUCCAAGUUGGGGUGAAGUGUACCCAUGACUCACCACAGGUUAGGCCUAACAUGAAGGAAGUUCUAGCUAUGCUGAUUAAGAUACACAACCCAAAGGGAGACUCAAAUUAUGGGCACUUUGUUUAGUUUUUCUUUUGUGAUUAGGAAAUUAAAUGAUCUGGGAUUUU